Messenger RNA from Cladocopium goreaui, 2829 nucleotides. The record is from the annotation of a GenBank genome assembly. Lineage: Eukaryota; Dinophyceae; Suessiales; Symbiodiniaceae.
AUGGUGACGAAAUCCUUAAAGAGGAGGAACCUUGCCGUGCAAGAGGAAUUUCAGGACGACCCAAAUCUGAGAGAUAAGAAUCUCGAGGAGGAAGAGAGAUAUCCAAUCUCCACAGAAGUGAGGAAAUCGGUGGAGUUUACUUACCGCCACCUAUCGACAUCAAAGCUCCUACGCAUGAUGCGGUUGAGUGGAGCCAGUAGUGAGGCCAUCCGCUAUGCAAAGCGAUGGCGGUACGGAGUGCUAGCUCGCAUCACGCACGACCAAGGUGGUGAAUUCGAGCAAUCCUUCACAGCGGUACUCGAGCAGUUUGCCAUCGACUCCGAUGUAACCGCAGCCCACGCUGGCUGGCAGCUGGGCGCAGGCGAGCGCCAUGGAGAAAUCCUCGGAGUAGUUUUGCAGGCUAUAGUAGAUGAGCAUUCUGUGGAAAGAUACAGAGCUAUGAAGCUGGCACUAGCAGCGGCAACGAUGGCCAAGAACGCCACCAUUACCCGUGACGGGCAUAUACCCAACCAACGAGUCUUUGGGGUUGAGGUGAAGUGGCCGAGCCUCCUGGCUGAAGAGGUGGAAGUAAUACAAGCGAAGAGCACCGGCUGUGCCAAGCUCAUGAUGCGAGGCACAAAGUCGGUGCAGAAGCUUCUGCAGGAUGCUGGAGCUGGAAAGGAGUUCAGGAAGAGUGUCGCUCGGCAGCGACGCGACCAGAAAAGGAAGGCAGAGAAGAUUCCAGAGCCGCCUGUACCGAGAACGGCAGAACCUUUAUCGGCAGAGCCGGAGGAGAAGUCAGAGGGCUAUGACCCGAGUAUAGCAGAGGAUCCGGUAGAGGAAGGCCCUAGGCAUGUGGCACCAGAAGAUGUUCCAAUCGAAGGAGACGAGAUCAUUGAAGAGGAUGGUGAGGAUGGUAACCCCUCGCGGUUAGAUCCCUUGCGGCUCAUCCGAGAGCAUGCCAGCAGGGAAUGGCAAGGUCUUCCGCCAGAGGUAAUGAUGGGUGCAUCAGAAGAUGGGCCGUCCAACGAAUGGGUUAGCCGAUAUGAGCUUACGCUACUGAGGCAGUUGACAGGAUUGCCAAUCUGUGCUGCGCGGUUGCACCGUGCUCCAAGAAAGAGGUUCAUAAAACCUCCAAAGAUGGUGUUACGGUCUCGGUUGACCAUAAUGAUCGGAAGAGAUCCCGUGGACGCCUUUGUGGUCUCCGAGAACCCCGAAGAAGUAGCGGCCAAUCCGAGACACAGGUCAUCCAUCGAGUGGAAAGGAAUGACCAUGUUUGCCAAGGCUGCGCCUGAAGAUAAAAGGGCACGGAUAUACCCAACAUACGUCCAGGGUGCUCAAGGCCUUUAUGAGGCCAAUAUGACCUACGAGGAACGCAAGGUGUUCGAAGAAAUCUGGGUUGAGGACACCAGGAAUUGCUUGGUGGCCGAGAUCAUGGCUUUGAAGCUCAAGGCCAGUGGCAAGGAACUCAAUCCAAAGGCUUUCGAAAAGGAUGAAUGGGUGAAGUUCAAGGUUUCCGAACAGAGAGAAUGGGAAGAGUGGAUCGACAAUGUUGUCAUAAGAAGAAUUCCCAAGGAAGAGGCGGUGUCCAUUCCAAAAUGGAAGGUGUUCAAGUCCCCAUUCCGAAUGGUCCGAACGAACAAGAGUGGUGGAGUGCUGUUACCCCUGAUCGCAAAAUCGCGAUUAGUGGUGCCGGGUCAUUUAGGAGAUAGCACCAGCCGUGAGAUCUACGUCAGAGCCCCGGAAGAAGGCCUGCCGGCCGUAGAACCGUUCGAAGGACUCCAAACUCUGAAGUCCGCGUAUGGACUGACUGAAGCCUCGCAGUAUUUGUGGCUGCAGAAAAGGGAGUCUCGUGGGCGAUUUUGGUGCUCCAGGGUGGACGACGGCCUGCUGCUAGGAUCUAAUCAGGACGUGCGAUUUCAACGGUUGAAGGAACAGAUCAAUGGAUUGUUCCGGAUCAAAGAGUGGAAGACCGUCCCAUUCACAUUUCUGGGAGUGAAUCUGGAGAAGCAAGAUGAUACGUGGGUUGACGACAUGUCAGUCUAUAUCAAGGCGAUCAAGGUCCCAGAGAUUCAAAAGAAGAAAGAUGACAUCCCGCUGGAUGCUCAGGAGCUGACUACCUUUCGGCAGCUCGUCAUGCGCCUUCGAUGGCCUGCACAACUGGCUGCACCCAAGCUAUUGUAUGAGGUGUCACUUUUGGCACAGAAAAUUUCUAAGGUGACGCACAAAGACUUCAAGGAUGCCUUGGCGUUGCAUGGCAAGUUCCGGACAGAAGUAGAUGAGGGUAGAGUUGCGCUCAAAUACCCGAGGAUGAAUGGCAUGCCAUAUUUGGUGACGUAUUUCGACGCGUCAUUCGGCCGAGAGCCAGAAGGACGCUCUCAACUGGGAGCCAUCCAUUUCCUGACUGAUGAGGGAGUGAUUCAUGGGCCGAGCCGAGCUGCCGUGGUGGAGUUUACAACCACCAAGUCGACCAGAGUUGUAAGAAGCUCAAUGGCAGCAGAAUCUUGCAGCCUAAGCGUGGCUGUGGACCGCCACAUGUAUGCAAGGUUGAUCCUCGACAUGAUGCUGAGAGGAACAUACGAGGUCAAACCUACUUGGCGCACAGAUUGCCAAGUCCGUGGUGGUUCGGUUACAGACGCCAAAAGUCUGUAUGAUCAUAUGUCUACGACAGGACAGAUCCCUCAAGAGAGACAGACGAUGCUGGAUCUCCUAGUUGCCAAGAGCUUGCUGGAGCAAGAAGCCUUUCGGCUCUUUUGGGCUCUGGAGGAGUAUCGUAAGCGACUCCGACAAGGUCAACGGCAGCGCCGGAAGACCAAGUUCAAGGCUGCAGCCGCAGCCACUAAUUCGUGA